AUGACCCUCGUAGGAUUUUGCGAUUCUUCCGAGCAAGGAUAUGCUGCAGCCGUCUAUCUUUACAUCCGCUCGGACUCGUGUCAUUGUUAUUCACAUUUAUUGAAAGCAAAAACUAAAGUUGCUCCUCUCAAGGUCAUGUCAAUCCCUCUUCUAGAACUUUGUGCUGAUCUACUGUUCGCUCAACUAGUUAAAUCAGUACAAAUGGCAAGCUUACCGAUUUUGGUAACCGCUUCUACUUUAUUCUCUGAUUCCCAGAUAGUUCUGUUUUGGAUAUUGACUCCGCCCCACCUUCUGAAAACAUUCGUGGCAAAUAGGUUAGUGUCAAUUUCUGAAGCUGUUCCUCUUGCAACUUGGGCGCACAUUCCUUCAGCUUUAAAUCCUGCUAAUUUGCCUUCACGCGGAUUAGGUCCCGAAUUAUUCAUUGUUCCUGAUACGCUAAAAUUCUGGCUUCGAGGCCCCGACUUUUUAGUCCAAGCUGCUUCCGCCUGGCCGCCUCCAUUUCGGCUAAAUAGAAAACUUGCUUCCUCACUUCCCGAAUUAAAACAGGAAAAUGCAUGUUUCCUUGCCGAAUCUAAAUUGACUAACCCUCUCAUCGAUGAGAUUGAACGGUUCUCUACCUUUAUUCGUUUACGCCGAGUCUUUGCUUGGGUUAAACGAUUCCUUCACAAUUCGCAAGCUCGACGUAACCGACUUGAACCUAAAACUGGCCCUCUCACUCCUGACGAGCUCGACGAGUCACUAUUCGUGAUAGUUAAGAUCACUCAGAAAUUCUAUUUUAAUGCCGAACUUGAGAUGUUGAAAGGCAAAGGCAAAAUUUCCCCCAAAGUGCAAGCCUUGACACACUUUAUCGAUGAACGUGGUCUUCUCAGGGUGGGCGGAAGACUCUCCCAAUCUACGCUCGUUCGUGAGUCCAAGCAUCCUGUACUUUUGCCGAAAGUUUCCCAUUUGUCUUGA
Molecule: messenger RNA, 954 nt
Organism: Cimex lectularius (bed bug)
Lineage: Eukaryota; Metazoa; Arthropoda; Insecta; Hemiptera; Cimicidae
Exons: 1
Coding region: 1-954 (317 amino acids)
Source: RefSeq, a predicted model, not a curated record